This is a messenger RNA of Pseudophryne corroboree (corroboree frog), 11412 nucleotides long. RefSeq names its product phosphatidylinositol glycan anchor biosynthesis class C (gene PIGC). Gene Ontology annotation, cellular component: membrane; glycosylphosphatidylinositol-N-acetylglucosaminyltransferase (GPI-GnT) complex. NCBI's taxonomy places the organism in Eukaryota, Metazoa, Chordata, Amphibia, Anura, Myobatrachidae. Bases 271 to 1224 code for a protein of 317 amino acids. The transcript has 2 exons. The record is from RefSeq and is a predicted model, not a curated record. Gene Ontology annotation, biological process: GPI anchor biosynthetic process.
GGGAGGUAUGCUAUACCUGUGAACGUGUCACCCUGUCUUUGAGGGCCACCCUCCCUCUGCCCACGCACUCACGACACGCCUCCUGUCACAUGACGCAGCGCUGGAAGAGACCUGAGAUAACACCCGCUGCAUUCUGGGAACUGUAGUCUCCUCUCGGUGCGCCGCGUUACUACCGUCUGCUAAGAGUACCGACGAUGUGCCUCACCACACACAGGUAAUGACAUUUUGGAUCCAGUUCUGAGUUCUGAUUUCUCAAGAUAUAAGAAAAGAAUGAGCCCAGUUCUGCAGAGUCCUAACUCAGGACACUAUACAGGCGUAACAUGGGGACAAAAUACACCUCCACCAGAGCCUGUGGGUGUCCCUCCUCCUUGGAGGAAGGUAUUAUAUGCAAGACAGCCAUUCCCAGACAAUUUUGUUGAUAAGAGCUUCUUGGAAGAGCUGCGGAAGAACAUCUAUGUGCGACGGUAUCGUUAUUGGGCUGUGGUCUUUGAAUCUGCUGUGGUGAUUCAGCAACUAUGCAGCGUCUGUUCCUUCUCUGUCAUUUGGUGGUACAUGGACCAAGACUUGCUGUCCCCUCAGAAGCUUUGUGGGAUUGGCUUGGCCUUUACGCUCCUUGGGUAUCUCCUGUUCGAUGCAGUUGACAAAGGUGUAGGACGGAAAGAUAGCGGACGGACUCGCUGGGAUGAUCUGAAGAGUUCUCUGGUGUUUGUAGCUUUUACUUACGGUUUCUCGCCAGUGCUAAAGACGCUGACAGAAUCGAUCAGCACUGACACCAUCUAUGCCAUGUCUGUGCUGAUGCUGCUGGGACAUCUGGUUUUCUUUGAUUAUGGGGCAAAUGCAGCUGUUGUCUCUAGCACUCUGUCCAUUAAUAUGGCUAUCUUUGCCUCUGUAUGUCUGGCUUCACGCCUUCCUCGCUCCCUCCAUGCUUUUACUAUGGUGACUUUUGCCAUUCAAAUCUUUGCCCUUUGGCCCAGUCUACAGAGGAAACUCCGGGCAUACACUCCCUGGACGUACAUUUGUGUGACCUUUCUGUUCUCCCUGUUUUCUGUGGUGGGGCUGUUGAGCAUCUCUUGUGUUGGGGCCCUGCUUUUCUUCUUGCUGCUGAUGUCCGUGACAUUUCUGUGCCCAUAUUGCCUCAUCCGAUUACAGCUUUUCAAGGACAACAUCCAUGGUCCUUGGGAUGAAGCAGAAAUCAAGGAAGACCUUUCCCAUUUCCUGGACUAAUUGUUCCUAUGGUUAUUAUAAAAUGAACAGUUACAGUAAUUGGUAAUGGGUGUAUUGUAGUUUAUUGGUGUGGGCUGUGGUUACAGCUACAAUAACGUGCCCAAUCAGCCUUCAUUGUAAACUGGUCAUGUUCCAACCUGAACUUUACCAAUGGAGGGAACCUAGAAUCCAUGCAUUGUCUUAUAGUACAUAUGAACUUUUUAGAUGCUUGUAGAUAUAACCUUUUUCAUUACCAAUAUUAGCAGUUAUCACUAUAAGACAAUAUGCGUACCUUUAUACAUGUACACAGUCACAGAGAUCAUAGGUAAUGAUGAAUUCCUAUUUAAUCACUUAAGCAUUCAGAAUAACAAUCUCUGCUGUAUUGAUUUCUCAUAUUAUUAUUUACAUCCUGAAAACCUGCUGCUGAAUGAGCUCCCUACCCCUGAGACUCUCUGCCCUUUCCUAUUCCUCAGAGCCUGGCCUAGCCACCGUGACUAGCUGUUUGUUCAUGGCUAAGUUGAAGGUCACAUUUAAUUAUUCCUCCCUAACCUCUCUGCCACUAUCAGUACAUACAAUCAAUGGUGAUUUUCUCUUUAGGCACAUGCCUAGGGGCGGCACUUGGAUGCUUGUUUUAGUACUAUCAGUCCUAAAUUUACCAGUAACUACUAAAUAUUUCCACUUUACUGUACCAUAUGCAUCUUGAAGAGUAGAAACAGAUAGGAAAUGCAGAGGCUGCCCAACUAAGUUGUCCUAAUGUACAUAGUAAAUAUGCAUACAGUACAUUGUGUGUAUGUGUUGUUUAUAUAUGCAUUAUAUAAUGUUUUACGACAUGGGAGAAGUAUUAUAUAUAUAUAUAUAAAAUGGACGUAUGUGUGUAUGUUCCUGCAUAUCCCUGGAACGUCUGGGGCAUUUUACACCAAACUUGGUACACACAUGAAUUACAUCUGGGGAAACCCUAGUGGUGGGGAUGGUAAGGGGGUGACAUGUAAAACUCCAUAGUUUUCGGCAUAACUCUGGAAUGCCUGGAGAAAUUUACACCGAAGCAUCCACGGGUAGGGGCAGAGGCACCUACGGGUAGGGGUAGAGGCACCUACGGGUAAGGGCAGAGGCACCCAUGGAUAGGGGCAGAAGCACCCACGGGUAAGGAUAGAGUCACACACGGGUAGUGGCAGAAGCACCCACGGGUAAGGAUAGAGGCACACACGGGUAGGGGUAGAGGCAUACGGGUACAGGCAGAUGCACACUCGGGUAGGGGCAGAGGCAUACUUUAGUUUUGAAGCUAAGCAAGGAGACCUAGGGCCCUUUGACAUAGGGGAUCAUUCCGACCCAAUCACAUAAUGCGCUUGGUCGUAGCCGUGCGAUCGGGUCGGAACUGCGCAUGCGCGUCAUUGCCCGGCGACGUCAGGCGCCGCUAGCGAAGAAAGCGUCGACUGCAAGAAGAUUGACAGGAGGAAGGCGUUCCGGGGCGUCAACUGACCGUUUUCUGGGAGUGGUGCGGCGAACGCAGGUGUUUGGAGGGCGGAUGUCUGACGUCAAUUCUGGGACCUUCAACACUGGAUUCAUCGCACAGGAUAAGUAACUCUUACCCUGGUCUAGUUCUGCACAAAACUUUUUUUGCAUAGCAGGGCUGCACAAGCGAUCGCAGCCUUGCUAUGCAAAAAAACUCUCCCCCACAGGCGGCGUCUAGUUGAUCGCACAGGCUGCAAAAAGUUGCAGCGUGCGAUCAACUCGGAAUGACCCCCACAGAGUCAGCCUGCAAACCUAACAUAUUUAACAUACAGCGGGCGGAGCUUGGCCUGUUGUCCCAGCAUUUACAGCACUGAGCAGGGCAGCAUCAGAGGUGGGACGGGGCAGAGAAGGAGGUGGAUUAUUCUCCUCAGCACCAGAUUUUGACAUCAUCAAUUUGGGGAAGCCCAGAGGUGCGGCCUGACAAAGAUUGGUAUUAUUCUUUACAUUCCAUAGCGAAGCACAGGUAUUCAGCUGGUUUCUAAUAAAUCUGAUCUGGUACAAUAUUCUUCAGUUGCACCUGAACAAGGAGAUUUAUGGUAGACUUACCUUUGUUAAAUCUCUUUCUGCGAGGUACAUUGGUUCCACAGGGAAAACAUCGGGGUGUAGAGAUGGAUCUUGAUCCACAGGCACCAACAGGCUAAAGCUUUAGACUGUCCCAAGAUGUAUUGGGGCCUCCUCUAUACCCCACCUCCAGGCACUGGAGCUCAUUUUCGUCCAAUGCAGGAGCAGGUAAAAGAGAAGGCAGAUGUCAGUCACAUAGAACCACAGUCUCACGACAGGAGAAGGGACCCGCUAGGUGCGUCAAGGCGGGCGGCCUGUGGAACCAAUGUACCUCAUAGGAAGAGAUUUAACAAUGGUAAGUCUACUAUAAAUCUCCUUUUCUGCAGUGGGGUACAUUGGUUUCCACAGGGAAAACAUCGGGGAUGUCCAAAGGCAGUUCCUCAUCGGAGGGGACGCGCCGUAGCGGGUAUGAAAACCUGGCGUCCAAAGGAAGCAUCCUGGGAGGCGGAAGUAUCAAAGGCGCAGAACCUAAUGAAUGCGUUCACUGAGGACCACGUAGCCGCCUUGCACAAUUGUGCAGCGGACACGCGUCCGGCUGCCCAAGAAGGUCCAACAGACCGAGUAGAAUGGGUUUAAUAGCAGCAGGAGCUGGAAAACCAGCCUGUGCAUAUGCUUGUGCAACCACCAUUCCAAUCCAUCUGACCAAUGUUUGCUUGUUCGCAGGCCAGCCACGUUGGUGAAAACCAAAAAGUACAAAAAGAGUAUCUGACCUAAUAGAGGCAGUCCUCUCCACAUCCAUCGGAGAGCCCGUACCACAUCCAAAGAUUGCUCUUUGGAGGACAAACCAGAAGAUAUAAAAGCCGGAACCAGAAUCUCUUGGUUAAGAUGGAAAGAUGACACCACCUUAGGUAGAUAACCAGGGCGAGUUCUUAGAACUGCCCGGUCACAGUGAAAAAUCAGAAAGGGUGGACGACAGGACAAAGCGCCUAAGUCAGACACCCUCCUGUCAGAGGCAAUAGCCAGUAGGAACAGGAUCUUGACCAUGAGCCAUGUAUGGUCCGCUGACUCAUGCGGUUCAAAUGGAGACUCUUGCAGGGCAUUCAGGACAUCAGACAGAUCCCAUUGAGCCACAGAAUGGACAUACGGAGGCGGAAUCCGUAAAACACUCUGAGUGAAAGUGUGAAUGUCAGGAAUAGACGCAUUUUCUCUGAAACCACACCGACAAGGCAGAGAUAUGAACCUUGAGGGAGGCCAGACGAAGGCCUAAAUCCAGGCCUUGUUGUAGAAAAGCCAGAAGUCUGGAAGUACUGAAUUUGUAAACAUCGUCAUUCUUAGCAGCAUACCAGGUGAAGUAAGAAUUCCAGACCCUGUAAUAAAUCCGUGCAGAUGCCGGUUUGCGGGCCUUCAGCAUAGUUUGGAUAACCGCCUCGGAGAAUCCUUUGGCCCUUAGGAGUGAAGCUUCAAGAGCCACGCCAUCAAAGCCAGUCUGGCCAGGUCCAGGUAGACACUGUCACGGACCUGGGUUGAGAGAGUAGAGAACUCGGGGAUUCUUCCGAUGGUUGGGAAGUAGAACCGUAGUUGGGUCGAAAUAGAGAGGGCCGAAUGUAGGUCUUCCUCAUGCAGGAUUAAUAGAUUACUUAAAUUCGUGUACGAUGCUGGGUGCACUGAAUGAGGAAUGAAACGAUGAUUUGAGAACGGUGCUGAAGAACACUGAAGAAAUUAGAGAUGACUUGUGAACGAUGCUGGAGAACACUAAACGAGAGAUGACUUGUAAAUGAUGCUGAAGAGCACUGAAUGAGGGAUGACUUGUAAAUGAUGCUGAGGAACACUGAAUGAGAGAUGACUUGUAAAUGAUGCUGAAGAACACUGAAUGAGAGAUGACUUGUAAACAAUGCUGAAGAGCACUGAAACUUUGUAGCUGAGAGACACGCUGUAUGCUGGAAGCACUGAAACUUUGUAGCUGAGAGACACACUGUAUGCUGGAAGCACUGGAACUCUGUAGCUGAGAGACACAGGGACUCUGUAGCUUAGAGACGUGAGCCUGGGGGGUAGCUUUGCAGCGACGAUACUCAGGCGCCAGGCUUUGCCCGGCGUCUCCUUUUAAACUUCCCACUCUGCUUCUCAUUGGCAGAGGAAGGAGGGAAGGUAGAGGUACAUCACCGCCCCACGUGGACUUUGUAUGCAAUGGCGGCGCCCACGGAACGGGGAACCGCCGGCGGCAGCGCCACCCGCUACCCGGGACCCAGCGGCCGACGGAGGAGAAGCUGCCCCAGAGAGACCCAACGCACCUGGAGCUGUAAGCACUGUGGCCGCCGCUCUGAGGCUGUGACAGACACAAGGGCCCUGAACGAGGAGGUCUGGGCAUUGAGGAAGUAGAAGAGGAUGCUCUAUCGAUAGACCCUGCAGGUCUGAGAACCAAUGCCAUCUGGGCCAUGCUGGAGCGUCUAGAAGUAGUAUUCCUCCCUCUUGUUUGAACUUCCGUAGUACCUUGGGCAGGAGUGACACUGGAGGGAACACGUAUGGCAGCCGAAAGUUCCAUGGAAUUGCUAAUGCGUGCACGAACACUGCUUGAGGAUCCUUGGUUCUUGAUCCGAAGACCGGAACUUUGUGAUUGUGUCGAGACGCUAUCAGGUCUACAUCUGGUAGGCCCCACUUGUCCACUUGGAGUUGAACAACUUCCUGAGGAAGACUCCACUCUCCGGCAUGCACGUCCUGCCGACUGAGGAAAUCCGCUUCCCAGUUGAGGACGCCCGGAAUGAACACUGCCGAUAUUGCUGGCAGAUGGCGUACUGCCCAACGAAGGAUUUUUGACACUUCCAUCAUUGCCAUGCGGCUUCGAGUGUGACUUGAUGAUUUAGGUAUGCCACUGUGGUGGGGUUGUCUGACCAUACCUGAACAGGCCUGUACUGUAUCAGAGGCGGGCGAGAGAAAAAGCAUUGAACACUGCCCGCAAUUCCAGAAUGUUUAUCGGGAGGAGUUAUUCCUCCAUGGUCCACCGACCCUGUAAAGAGUGUUGCUACAACACUGCGCCCCAACCCCUCAGACUGGUGUCUGUAGUCAGUAGGACCCAGUUGGGGAUCCAGAAGGGACAGCCCCUGCUCAACUGCUGGUCCUGUAGCCACCAAGUCAGCGACAGGCGAACCUCCGGAGUCCAAGAGAUCAUGUGAGAUCUGAUCCAUUGAGGUAGGCCGUCCCACUUGGAAAGGAUUAACCUCUGCAGAGGGCGGGAAUGAAAUUGAGCGUACUCUACCAUGUUGAAAGCCGUCACCAGCAGGCCUAGUACUUGCAUCGCCGAGUAUAUGGACACUCUUGGGCGAGAGAGGAAGUAUCUGAUUCUGUCCUGAAGCUUCAGGACCUUCUCUGGAGACAGAAACAGCCGUUGACUGUGUGUAUCCAGCAGUGCCUCCAGGUGCACCAUGCUCCGAGCAGGGCAGAGCCUGUAACUGAUAGUGAAGGUUGCCAAUAGCAAACCGCAGAUAUUGCUGAUGCGAUGUGGCAAUAGGUAUAUGCAGGUAUGCAUCUUGUAUAUCCAGGGAUACCAUGUAAUCUCCGGGUUUUAUGGCCAGUACAAUUGAGCACAGUGUGGAACUUGGAUACUCUCACAUGUUCAGUGAUUUGAGGUGGAGUAUAGGCCGGAAAGAUCCAUUGAGUUUUGGUACUAGAAACAGGGUCGAUUAGUAUCCUCUGCCUCUUUUUGAUAGAGGUACCGGCAUCACCACUCCUGUAUCCAGGAGGGAACUCACAACCAAUGGUAGAGCUUGCGCCUUUAACAGAUCCAAAGGGGUAAUCGUUGUCCAAAACUGGCGAGGGAGACGCCUCUUGAAAGAGACUGCGUACCCAUGAGAGAUAACUUCUCGCACCUAUGCGUCUGAUGUGAUCAUUAACCAGACCUGGGUGAAUCGCAGAAGUCAGCCUCCCACCCCAGGGUUUUCCAGGGGGAGAUCUGUCCUAUCAUGCAGCAGGCUUGGGGUGUUUAGAAGAAGGCAGACGGGCUGCCCAGGAUUGUUAGGCCUUGGGCUUAGUGGUUUUUGGGAGCACAAGAUAAUCUUGGGUAUGCCUUCGAGUUCUCUUCAGGCCGAAAGCAGGGAAAAGUGGUACCUUUUGCCCUCUGUGCAGAAGGAGUAGCAUUUGAGAGAAAGGCAGACAUAGUAGUCACCGCUCCAGACCCAAUUUUUAAUUAGGUCUUCCCCAAAAAGGAUGUCCCCAGUAAAGGGAAAUACCUCAAUGAUUUUUGGAGUCCAGUUCCACCUUCCAUGACCUCAACCACAGAAUACGGCGAACCAGGUCAGACAUAUUCGAUGCCUUGGCAUCCGACACACCCUCCUCAGGGGACGCCUCCUGGUGUAAAAGAGGUGGCGGUGGUAUUGUGAGACAGGGAAUGUUUGGCAUUGUCAGAUAUAUCCUCGGGCAGCUCAUCCUCUAAUGCCUGAUCCAGUGUUAAAUCUACUUUGCAGCCCCAAGAGGAUGCAAUCGUGGUCUAUGUACAACACCUGUAAGGGAGUAAUAGACUUCAGGCAUCCCUCCACACACUUAUCUGUUGGUACCUACAGUGAGGGGACAGUGGUGACAGGCAGAGUGAACGGCACCCGAGAUGGGCGACACAUAAGUUCACUAGUAGUGAAUUACCCACUUGUUAUAUUACUCUGCAGGGAGAGGAUAGCAAGCUAAUGCCCAUUGCGGACAGGGGGAAUGUCUUCCCAGGAUUAGACCAGGGGUCUUGCCGGAUGUCCACUUAAUGGUCAGAUUGUGGUAAUAGAGUUUUUAUUACCUUCUGACGUGUGAACAUAUCCGUUUGCUUAACCACAGGAAGGGAAUACACUGAUCAUCAGUGAUUUGAAGGAUUUGCUUACUAGUAACCACAAGGGCAGUGGCAUCAUAGAGCAAUGAAGAAUCCUUCUCAGCAACACCUAAUAUAGGGGCAGAAAGGACAGCAUAUUCCCCCUCUCUUCAGGUAAGAUAUCUGAGAGAUUAUUGGAUAGGGAGGAGAAAGCAGCCCGCUUUAAAAGACCCAGAGACACGAGAGUGACCUGGCCUUAAGUUUUGCCUGACCAAGGAAUGAGUCAUACACUGCAAACUGUGAGACAAACAUUUUCCCGCCCAAAGCGGAGUAACCAUAGGGACAUCAGUGACUGUAAUGUGACAGGUGGUCCCAUAGAGGGCAUAAAGCGUUCAACUACAAUACCCAGUAGGUUUGAGAACGCAGCCCAGGACGGCUUCUGAUUGGUUACAGAAGCUGCGGACUAACUGGGAGAUGUAUGAGACACCGUACACAGACCAUUACACAAAACUUCCCCCUCAGGUAAAUCCGUUGCACAUGCUCUGCAAGAUGCAGGAGCGUCCCCAGAUUUACUGCCUUACAUGUUGGAUAUUAUACACAAAUUCAACAGAGAGCGUUUUAGUACGAUGAAGCCAGACAGAGUACAAUACCUUCAAAUAAAUCCGUUAGCAUGUGACUAAGUACUUAGUACACAACACCUGCAAAUAAAUCUGGUAUUAUGUGACUGAGUACACAGUAGAAUACAUAUAAUAGGUAAAUACUGUGAUGGACUAUAUAUGGACCCAGACGCACGUAGUCCCCUAGGCUACAGUAUACAGUGAUAUACAUAUCUGGGAUACAAGGCAGUGAAAUCACAUAGUGGAUACAGGCACACAUAGUCACGUUUGCAAUGCAGAUAAUUAUUUUCAUGACAAAAUUGCAUUGGAUUAUUAUUAUAUGAAUAUAUAUAUAGAUAUAGAGCAAUAAAUCAAUCAGCGGCACUCGGGGUCUUGUUACAGCAAGUAAGUGUAUUAAAGUUCACGGCAUAGAAACCAACGUUUCGGGACAAACACGUCCCUUUGUCAAGGUGAAUAUAUAUAUAUAUAUAUAUAUAUAUAUAUACAGCAAAUAAAUACAGCAUCACUCCAGGUCUUGUUUGGUGCAAAAAUAUCAAAGUGUAUUGAAGCAAAUCACAUGUCCAACGUUUUGGGGCCCGUAGCCCCUUUGUCAAGGUGUGAAUAAGUGUAAAUGCACAAACCCCUUACCUUUAAAGCUGGUGGCCACCACGUGCAAGGAGGAGCUUUCCCAGCGAUGUCUGUCACUCGGGGCUGGGGGUUUCCGGCGCUGUGCGAGUGAUGCGGCACUCGCGCCGCCAGCAUACUUUUGGCGUCCCGUUGCCAUGACAUCACGAUUGGUCCUCUGCUCGGCUCUGGGGAGGUUACUGAGCCGCAGCACAGAAUGUCACCCUGACAUGUAAGUGCUGCGGCCCUUGAAGUCUUCUAAAAGCUUUUUCAGGGCUGCCCAGUGCAGCCCACCUGUUAAGUGACCUGCUUCUGCAGGCACCAACUCGAAACUGAGCUCCAGUGCUUUAGCCUGUUGGUGCCUGUGGAUCAAGAGCCAUCUCUACACCCCAAUGUUUUCCCUGUGGAAACCUAUGUACCCCACUGCAGAAAUUUAUUAUAUUUGCUUUCUGAAAGCUCCAGAGGCCAAACUUCUCUCAUUACUGAAUUAGCCUUAAAUAUUGUGGAAAAAUGGCUCAACAAAGGCCUUAAAUCCUACACUUUCAUUUUUAUGCCCCAGGAAUAAUUACAUUGUGAUGUUAUUUUUACCUGUAAUCUUAUUUAAGAUGAAUAUAUUUUACUCAUUCGUAAAUGUAUUUGCAUGUUAUCAUUAUAUCACAGUCGGCAGAUUAUUAUCACUGACAUUAUUUACUUAAGAUUUCUUUGGGCUCUACUUUAGUCUCUAUGAAGUAAACAUUUGAAUUCUCCAGUUAUACUUGCUCUGUACAACAGCCAGAGACGUGCAGUCAGGGGAGACAGUGCCUCCCCUGUCAUAAUGUCUAAAAUAAUACAAAGAAGAUACUUAUAACACAUAUUCUGUGUCCUAUAGAUCUUCUUUGUAUUAUUCUUAUCAUUUUGCCUGUGGUAAUGCAGGCAGCUGUGGAUGGGAGGCAGCGAGCGCACUGCCUCCCGCUGACAAUAAUAAAGUGGCUGAAGCGGGGGCGGGGCCAAGCCACCUGCAGGAAAAGCCCAUUCAAAAAAGUGAGAAGAGGCAGCUUUAACUCUGCCUCAAUGACAGGGCUGUGCCCUUAGCCUAAAUGAAAGCACACCCCUGUCCCUUCCCUAUCCCUUCCCUCUGUCUAUCAUUCUGACUAUACCCCUCUCCUCCAAUCACCUCUCUCCUCCCAUACACGGAGAGGAGGUCUCUGAGGAUCUGGCAUUGAAUGUGGGGUAUUAGCAUGUUCUCCCAGGCACCCCUCGCUCCAUGCCCGAAUAGAGUUGUUGUCCCCUGUUACCUUAACACAGCCACAAUAAAGUAGAAUCACUUUUGUGUUGAAGCUGCAGUAGUGCAACUUAUCCUCCAGCCAGUGUGAUGAGCUGCGGCCAGCUAGCCAUGUAACAUCAGCCCACCCCAAGGCAGAGGCACCCAACAUGCCAGAGCAGGGGCUGACUAGACCCCUACCCCUCUCAUCACAGCUCCUUUUCCAGCCGACACUCAGCCUCUUGGAGGCGGACCCUGUACACAGACUCUCUGGCAAGUGAUUGCAGAUUGGAUAUAUAAUACCAUAGUUAACUGGCAAGUUUUUGUGACUGAGUCGGUAGUCUAGUGGUUAGGCCAAUUGUCCACUAUCACAGAGGUUCUAGGUUCAAUCCCCACUUAGGAUUGCAAUUAAAUUUAUUUAACAGAUGUUGGUUUUUAUGGUUCAAUUAUUUUAACCAUAACUAUCUGAUAUAGGCAUCAGUUAGAUUGAAUGCUGAGGACAUGGUUUUGAUUACCUAAUUAACUAAGGUGCCAUUUUAUUAUUUAUUUAACAGAGAGUUGUUUUCUAUAACUUUUAAUAUUUCUGACAAAACAUAACUUUCUUGCAAGCAGUUUAGUGGCCUAAUGGCUAGGUGUUCUGCUUUAUAAUGUUAAGGACAUGGGUUUGCUUCCUUGCUAGGGUAACUUUUUAUUUUUUUUAUUUUAUUUCGAAACUGAAUAUUAAAAUAUAGUUUAUUAUGUCUUUAUGACACUAUACAUUUUAUUUUCUGCUGUGAAGGAUUCCCUUCCACCUAAAAUAAAAGUGUAGAGCUGCCCCUCGGCGGCGCUGCAUUCAGGGCUGUUUGUGCUGCAUGUUCCUAGAGGCAGAGGAUGAUAUGCACAAUAAAUCCUAUAUUAUUGUGCAUAUAUACUGGUUAUCAAUGUUUAUAUGGCACUUCUGAGAUACUGUGUGUGUAUAUACU